AUGGAUGCCACUCCUGGGCAGCGUCUGGGGUUGCAGAGGAGGCUGAGCAAACCCUCGGGAGCAGCCAGGAAGCAGCCCUCCUGGUCUCGGCUUCAGUUUGUGCCGCCAGGUUCCCGAGGCCUAGCCUUGGCUCCUUCUUUGAGGGUCUACACCUGUGAGCUAAGUGAACCCUAUCGCUCCUACGCUGGCUUUAUCACAUGUUUAUCACGGCGGCAGAGAGCAAGCCAGGACAGUCAGGACACACAGAGCAGACAGACUUUACAGUCUAUUAGCAGGUGGGAAUGCAGAAAUAUUGAGAAGCGUUCAUCCGGUCACACAGUUUUCCUGGUGCCCACUGUGGUGGUGCAGCCCACAGAGGGAAGGCAUCCUCAACACCAGCAGGCCUGCGCCACAGCGGCUGUCUUUGAGGAGUGCUGCAUGAAUAAAGGCAAGUAUUCCUUCAGUAACCGGGUGCGGGGUCUAGAGCAUUGCGCAGCUCGCUCGCGACCCACGGACCUUCCCGGAAUAGGGAAAGCCAGCGCUAGUGCGAGCCCUGGGCGGAGUCUUGGCCGUCGAGGGGCGGAGCGAGUCCGGGGGAGGAGCCGGGCAGAAGGCGGCGUCCCGAGGUGGGGCGUAUGGAGGGCGUGGCAGGGUCCGGGGCGGAGCGGGAGCGGCCGGGGCGGAGUCGGUGUGGGGCGGAGCGGGCGGCGGGAGCGGGCGGCGCGGGGCGGGGCAGGCCGGGCCGGAGCGGCCUGGGGCGGGGACUUCUGGCACUUUCUGGGACCUGCGAGGCUCGCCGGCUUCAGGCCGGAAACCGUGCGUCCCCGCUGCCGGGGCCCUCGUCGUCUGCGCCGCCCGGGCCGCCAUGGCCAAGUGGGGUCAGGGGACCCGCGCUGGAUCGUGGAGGAGCGGGAGGACGGGACCAACGUGAACAACUGGCACUGGACAGAGCGGGAUGCCACUGUUUGGUCCAAGGGGAAGCUCCGAGAGCUCCUGGUUGGCCUUGCUGUGGAGAAUGAGGCUGGCCGAUGUGAGAUCAGUGAGUUGAAGCAGGUAGAAGGGGAGGCUUCCUGUAGCAGCCGCAAAGGAAAGCUUAUUUUCUUCUACGAGUGGAACAUCAGGCUGACCUGGAAAGGUACAGUUAAAGAAUCUGGUGCAAAACACAAAGGAUUGAUCGAAAUACCCAGCCUUUCUGAGGAGAACGAAGUCGGUGACACCGAGGUGAACGUGAGUAAAAAAAAAGGAGAUGGGGACACACUGAAGGAUCUUAUGAAAACUACAGGCACCGCCAAGGUCAGGGAGGCUCUUGGAGAGUACCUGAAGGCACUUAAGACGGAAUUUACAACAGGAAUGAUUUUACCAACAAAAGCUGUAGCAACCCAGGAACUGACUGUUGAGAGGAAACUGACUGGAAAUACUUUGCAGGCUUCUCCAGUGGCACUGGGUGUGAGGAUUCCGACUGUAGCCUUGCACUUGACGGAGCAGUUUGACACGACAGUAGAGCAGCUGUACAGCAUCUUCACCGUGAAAGACUUGGUGCAAAAAUUUUCCAAAUCUCCUGCUGUAUUAGAAGCUGAAAGGGGAGGGAAAUUCCAGAUGUUUGAUGGGAACAUCACUGGAGAAUAUGUGGAACUGUUAACAAACAGGAAGAUCACCAUGAAAUGGAGAUGCAGGAACUGGCCGGAAGAACACUAUGCAACAGUUGCAUUGAAUUUUGUGCCUGCUCCAGGGCAAACGGAAUUACAAUUGGACUGUAAAGGAGUUCCUGUCUGUAAAGAAGAGAAUACAAAAUUCUGUUGGCAGAAGCAACACUUUGAAGAAAUAAAAGGUUUACUUCAGCUCACCACCCAGAAUGCUUGAAUUAGUUAGGUUUUAUAAGGACAUCCUUCUGUAAGCAGAAACCUGGCCUGUUUACUUACCUCUUCUUUCUUCCGAAAAGUCUCUUCCUCCAAGGUCCCUAAUUUAUUUUAUAUUGGAUGAAAUUCAUGAACCUACAGAAUUGAAAAAUAUUGCUUGAAGCUUUACUGCACUGAGUAAAAUCAGGCAUCGUCUCACCUUCCAUGGCUGUUCCUCUCUGGAAAGUAGGUGAAGUCCAGUCCCCCCAAGCUAAGGCUGGUCCCAACACACUACUUCACUGCUACAGUUGAUUUAAGCUUAAGACAAAUAAAUGGCAUGUUAUACUACUUUGUUCUAC
This is a messenger RNA of Peromyscus leucopus (white-footed mouse), 2173 nucleotides long. Its product is annotated as activator of 90 kDa heat shock protein ATPase homolog 2. The record is from RefSeq and is a predicted model, not a curated record. Lineage: Eukaryota; Metazoa; Chordata; Mammalia; Rodentia; Cricetidae. The transcript has 12 exons. Gene Ontology annotation, biological process: protein folding; positive regulation of ATP-dependent activity. Gene Ontology annotation, cellular component: cytosol. Bases 1 to 1839 code for a protein of 612 amino acids. Gene Ontology annotation, molecular function: ATPase activator activity; protein-folding chaperone binding.